Molecule: messenger RNA, 3315 nt
Organism: Diaporthe amygdali
Lineage: Eukaryota; Fungi; Ascomycota; Sordariomycetes; Diaporthales; Diaporthaceae
Exons: 4
Coding region: 1-3315 (1104 amino acids)
Biological process (GO): regulation of transcription by RNA polymerase II; nucleosome organization
Cellular component (GO): nucleus; chromatin
Molecular function (GO): ATP binding; ATP-dependent chromatin remodeler activity; DNA binding
Source: RefSeq, a predicted model, not a curated record
AUGGCGCGACCUCGAGGAGCCGGCGCGAGCGCCAACGAUACCGACGUGUCAAUGCACAAUGCCUCUGAUGACGGAAGGAACGGAGACGACUCUAUGGAAGUCGACGAGACCCCCGACUAUACAGACUCCGAGGACCCAAACACGACGGCUAGCAGCGUAGUGGGCGAGCCGACAACAGACGGCAGAAGGCGACGCGCCGAGGCAAACCAGCUGCGACGAAGCAUAUUUGGCAAGAAGCAUGACAAACUAGGGGAAUCGCAGGAAGAUGACUCUGUCCGUCGAUUUCGCUACUUACUUGGGCUCACCGACCUCUUCCGCCACUUCAUCGAGACGAACCCCAACCCCAAGAUCAAGGGAAUCAUGGAGGAGAUUGACCGCCAGAAUGCGGAAGAGUCAAAGGUCAAGAAGGGUGCUAGGCGGCAAGGCGGAGCUGCAGCUGAGAGGCGCCGCCGAACCGAAGCUGAAGAGGACGCCGAGCUGCUCAAGGAUGAAAAGCAUGGCGGGUCUGCCGAAACAGUGUUUCGCGAGUCGCCGCCUUUUGUCAAGGGCGAGAUGCGAGAUUACCAGAUUGCUGGUCUGAACUGGCUCAUAUCGCUCCACGAGAAUGGCAUCUCAGGUAUAUUGGCGGACGAAAUGGGGUUGGGCAAGACUCUCCAGACGAUUUCGUUCCUCGGCUACUUACGACACAUCAUGGGUAUAACUGGGCCACAUUUGAUCACGGUUCCGAAGUCCACUCUGGACAACUGGAACCGAGAGUUUUCCAGAUGGACUCCCGAAGUGAAGGUUUUGGUUCUACAGGGCGCCAAGGAGGAACGACAGAAGCUCAUCGCGGAUCGACUCGAGAGCGAGGAUUUCGAUGUUUGCAUCACGAGUUACGAAAUGAUUCUCCGAGAGAAAUCUCACUUGAAGAAAUUCGCGUGGGAGUACAUCAUAAUCGACGAGGCUCACCGUAUCAAGAACGAGGAGUCCUCUCUUGCCCAAGUCAUCCGGCUUUUCAACUCUCGAAACCGCCUGCUCAUCACCGGAACGCCUCUCCAGAACAACCUCCAUGAGCUUUGGGCUUUGCUCAACUUUCUCCUUCCAGAUGUCUUCGGUGAUUCCGACGCUUUCGAUCAAUGGUUCUCUGCACAGGACCGCGAUCAGGACACCGUUGUUCAACAGCUACACCGCGUGCUGCGCCCUUUCUUACUGCGACGUGUCAAGGCUGAUGUUGAGAAGAGCCUGCUUCCCAAGAAGGAGGUCAACCUCUACGUUGGCAUGUCAGAUAUGCAGGUCAAGUGGUACCAGAAGAUCCUGGAAAAGGAUAUCGACGCUGUAAAUGGUGCUGGAGGCAAGAAGGAAUCAAAGACGCGCCUCCUGAACAUCGUCAUGCAGCUUCGAAAGUGCUGCAACCAUCCCUAUCUCUUUGAGGGUGCGGAGCCUGGCCCGCCUUACACCACGGACGAGCACCUCGUCUACAAUGCCGGAAAGAUGCUGGUACUGGACAAGCUUCUGAAGCGAAUGCAAGCUCAGGGCAGCCGUGUCCUUAUCUUUUCUCAAAUGAGCCGACUGUUGGACAUUCUCGAGGAUUACUGCGUGUUUCGAGAAUACAAGUACUGUCGUAUCGAUGGCAGCACAGCCCACGAGGACCGUAUCGCUGCCAUCGACGACUACAACAAGCCUGAUUCCGAGAAGUUUGUCUUCCUUCUGACUACUCGUGCAGGAGGUCUGGGUAUCAAUUUGACGAGCGCCGAUAUUGUGGUGCUUUAUGAUAGCGAUUGGAACCCCCAGGCCGAUCUGCAGGCCAUGGACCGAGCUCAUCGCAUUGGACAGACCAAGCAGGUUGUGGUUUACAGAUUCGUGACUGACAACGCGAUCGAAGAGAAAGUUCUCGAACGGGCUGCGCAGAAGUUGCGUCUUGAUCAGCUGGUCAUCCAACAAGGACGUGCUCAAACCGCAGCAAAGGCGGCUGCCAACAAGGAUGAAUUGCUGUCGAUGAUCCAGCACGGUGCCGAGAACAUCUUCCAAUCAAAGAAGGCAUCGGAUGCUCCAGCUGAUACAGCUGCUGGCAUCACUGAUGAUGACAUAGACGCGAUUCUAACCGCUGGUGAAGAUAGGACCAAGCAACUCAAUGCAAAGUACGAAAAACUUGGGCUCGAUGAUCUGCAGAAGUUCACUUCGGAGUCUGCUUACGAGUGGAACGGAAAGGACUUCACUAGUGCGAAGAAAGAAAUUGGCAUCAACUGGAUCAACCCGGCAAAGCGAGAGCGCAAAGAGCAGAUCUACUCGAUAGAUAAGUACUACAAGCAGGCACUGCAAACUGGCGGUCGCACUGCGGACACCAAGCCCAAGGCGCCCCGCGCUCCAAGACAAAUAUCGAUUCAGGAUUACCAAUUUUAUCCCGACAGGUUGAAGGAGUUGCAGGACCGCGAGACAGCCUACUACCGCAAGGAAAUUGGCUACAAAGUCCCUCUAGCAGACGGCGACGAGGACACGCUGGCUGAGCGCGAAGCCGAUCGAGAGCAGGAGCAGCGCAUCAUCGAUGAAGCCACUCCUCUGACCGAGGAAGAGUUGGCAGAAAAGGCAGAAUUGGCCAAGAGCGGCUUUGAGGAGUGGAACCGUCGUGAUUUCCAGCAGUUCAUCAACGGGUCAAACUUGUACGGCCGCAACAAUUACGAUGGAAUCGCUUCGCACACUCAGAACAAGAAUGCUGCCGAGAUCAAGCAAUAUGCCAAGGUGUUCUGGCAGCGGUACGAGGAGAUCGCGGAUUGGCAGAAGCAUCUCAAGCACAUUGAAGAGGGCGAGGAAAAGCUCCGCAAGAUUGACCACCAGCGAAAGAUGCUACGCAAGAAGAUGUCCAUGUACCGCGUGCCCCUUCAGCAGCUGAAGAUCAACUACUCGGUCAGUACCACCAACAAGAAGGUCUACAGCGAGGAGGAAGACCGCUUCCUGCUGGUCCAGCUCGACAAGCACGGUGUCGAUUCCGAGGGUAUCUACGAACAGAUCCGGGACGAGAUCCGGGACAGCCCUCUGUUCCGAUUCGAUUGGUUCUUCCUCAGCAGAACAUCACAGGAGCUGGGACGUCGCUGCAAUACUCUCCUGGCAACAAUUGUCAAGGAGUUCGAGGAUGUGCAGCCCAGCCACAAGGGUGCGAACGGUGUCAACGGCAAGCAAAAGAGGGAGGUGGAAGACGAAGAGAAUGAUGAUGAUAGUAACAAGGCACUAGACAAUGUCAAGUCCAAGGCCAACUCCGCGGCGCAAUCCCGUGCGUCUAGCGUCGCGUCAACUAAUUCGAACGCUGCUUCGAAGGGCAAGCCUAAGGGCAAGAAGAAGUAA